AUGGCGUCCCUUGGAGAAACCGCAGCCAAAGUUGCAACCAAGGUGAGAGCAAAGGUCCAACGAAGCUCUCAUGAUAAGUAUCCUUGGUUAUAUCCUCGAGGCUGUGAAAAUGAAAUUGCACCAGUUAUUGAUAUGUGGCUAAAGGAUCGCGUAGCUGCGGAAUAUGUCCUUCAGAAAACUGGAAAGCGUUUCAAAGUAAACCCACGAGAGAACGUCGCCGAAUCUAUGCUGUCGUUUGGACAGACAAGGGCGGCACGCUUCCCAAACCAUUUCCCGGCAAAUAUUUGA
This is a messenger RNA of Trichophyton rubrum CBS 118892, 288 nucleotides long. RefSeq lists its product as uncharacterized. Lineage: Eukaryota; Fungi; Ascomycota; Eurotiomycetes; Onygenales; Arthrodermataceae. The coding region runs from base 1 to 288 and encodes 95 amino acids. The record is from RefSeq and is a predicted model, not a curated record. The transcript has 2 exons.